Molecule: messenger RNA, 2304 nt
Organism: Penicillium angulare
Lineage: Eukaryota; Fungi; Ascomycota; Eurotiomycetes; Eurotiales; Aspergillaceae
Gene: dbp7
Product: putative ATP-dependent RNA helicase
Exons: 2
Coding region: 1-2304 (767 amino acids)
Biological process (GO): ribosome biogenesis
Cellular component (GO): nucleus
Molecular function (GO): ATP binding; nucleic acid binding
Source: RefSeq, a predicted model, not a curated record
AUGGCGGACGAUGGAAUGCUUCUGAAUUUCGCCAUCGGCGAUAAUGUUAUCAAACCUGAAGCCAAAUUCAAGGGAGGAACAUGGCGCGCUCGCCUUUCAGCGAAAAAGCGCUCACAGCACAUUCCUGGCGAGAACAGCGAUGGGAGCAAACGCAAUGCCGAUUCAAAAAACCCCAAUAAGAUUCAAAUUCCUACAAAUAGACCUGCCAAGCGACAAAGGACUGGCGACUCCGACACACGAGAUGGCAACCGUCACCGGUCGCAAUCCCAACAGCAACCACGCCGGCAUCCUGGCCAAUUUGCCUCGUCGCUCUUCACGAGCAACCCCGAAUCGAAAACUGCCGAUGAACCAAAACCAGAAGAAAACGUCGAGGAUGUGAAACCAACAAACGCCGCCUUGGUUGAUGGGAUCGAUACUUUUACUUCUCUAGGCCUGUCGCCUAACCUAGCCGCACAUCUGCUUACGAAAUUAGAGUUAAAGGCACCAACUGCGAUUCAAAAAGCUUCGAUUGAACAGUUGUUGAAGGAGGAAAGCGAUGCAUUCAUCCAGGCUGAGACUGGUUCAGGAAAGACUCUUGCAUAUCUACUUCCACUCGUCCAACGCAUAAUGGAUCUUUCGAAAGCAACCAAAGAAGCCGGUCUUCAUCGUGACAGCGGCUUGUUCGCCAUCGUCCUAGCACCAACUCGCGAACUUUGCAAACAAAUAUCUGUCGUCUUGGAGAAUCUCCUCCGUUGUGCCAAUUGGCUCGUCGCUGGUACUGUUAUCGGUGGAGAAAAGAAGAAAUCAGAAAAGGCUCGCUUAAGAAAAGGACUCAAUAUCCUGGUUGCCACUCCCGGUCGUCUAGCCGAUCAUCUGGACAACACCGAAGUCUUGAAUGUCAGCAAUGUCAGAUGGCUAGUGUUGGAUGAGGGUGAUAGAUUGAUGGAUAUGGGUUUUGAGGAAGAACUACAGGGCAUCGUUAAGAAGCUUGACGCAAGACAACGACCAAGCCGGAUUCCCGGUGUACCAACCCGCAGAACGACAGUUUUAUGUUCGGCUACACUGAAGAUGAACGUACAACGUCUCGGAGAGAUUAGUUUGAGCGAUGCAAUGCAUAUCAAGGCUAACCCAGCCGAUGAGGAUGAGGAUUCUCGAAAUGCCAAGGACGAAGAUGCUUUCCGCGUUCCCGCUCAAUUAAAACAAUCUUACGCCAUUGUUCCCGCCAAACUACGUCUUGUCUCAUUGACGGCCUAUCUCAAAAGAACAUUUAUUCGCAAAGGAUCUGUUAUGAAAACGAUGGUCUUUGUUUCAUGCGCAGAUUCAGUUGAUUUCCACUUUGAAGUCUUCUCCAGAAGAUAUGGCGACAGGCGCAAAAAGUCUAAUGAUAAUGACGACGAGAAGGAAAGCAAGGAGAAGGAAAGUAAAGAGAAGGAAAUAAGGAUGAAGAAAAAGAAGAAUCCACGCGAAAAUCUCUCUCCUUAUGGCAUUCAUGGCACUAUCGCUCCCGCCGAGGCAUUCUCCACCCCAACAAACCCUGUUACGAUCCACCGACUCCACGGAUCAUUACCUCAACACGUUCGAACUGCCACUCUGAACUCCUUCUCUCGCAGUCAGGAAGCCUCGGUUAUGGUCUGUACUGAUGUCGCUGCCCGUGGCUUGGAUCUGCCCAAUGUCGACCUUGUUAUCGAGUACGAUCCCGCCUUCAGCUCAGACGACCACACCCAUCGUAUCGGUCGUACCGCCCGUCUGGGCCGUGAUGGUCGUGCCUGUAUUUUCCUCCAGCCCGGCUGCGAAGAGAGCUACGUUGAAGUUCUCAAGCGUGGUUAUCGUGAUGGAGGCAAAGCGCUUACACGAACCGACGCAAACGAGAUUCUGAAGCGCGGCUUCGGCGUCACUCCCGACUCAACAUCUAAGAACUGGGAGGAGAAGACUACCGAUUGGCAAAUGGAUGUCGAGCGGUGGGCUCUGGAUAAUCCUGAGUACUUGGAGAUGGGGCGUCGUGCAUACCAGUCUCAUGUCCGCGCUUAUGCAACCCAUAUUGCUGCCGAGCGAAAAAUGUUCGAUAUCAAGGAACUUCACUUGGGACAUCUUGCUAAGAGCUUUGCUCUACGCGACCGACCGGGCAAGAUCAAUGUGCCUGGCCUUCGCCAAGGAAAGGAGGAUGCAAAGAAGGACUUCAAGGCAGCACGCAGUGGUGUCGCCGGUAACAAGAGAAAGGCCGACGGCGAUGCAUCUGCUUCCAAUACAGAUGAUGCAGCACGCAAGAUGAGAGCCAAGAUGAGGGAACAAAUGUCUGGAGGAGCAAGCGAGUUCAACUUGGCUUGA